Molecule: messenger RNA, 1872 nt
Organism: Leptopilina boulardi
Lineage: Eukaryota; Metazoa; Arthropoda; Insecta; Hymenoptera; Figitidae
Product: CXXC-type zinc finger protein 1-like
Exons: 6
Coding region: 173-1720 (515 amino acids)
Biological process (GO): positive regulation of DNA-templated transcription
Cellular component (GO): Set1C/COMPASS complex
Molecular function (GO): DNA binding; zinc ion binding
Source: RefSeq, a predicted model, not a curated record
CCCAACCGUGAUCUAAAUAAUUCAGUCUCGAACUCUGCUUGACUAAAUUGACAGAAGAAAAAUGUCAAAUAUAAUUAUUUAUGUUCAAUCAAAAAUGUUAUUUAAAGUUUAAUUUAACGUUUGUUAAAUUUGUGCUUUUUUUAGAUUCUAUCUAGUUUUAAUACUCAUCACAAUGAUGAGUGAUAAACAAAAUGGAUUAUCGAGAGAGGAAAUUGCGAAACAAUUUAUGUUACCAGAAAGAAAGAGUAAAAUAGCAACUCUUUUGAAACAAGAUGGUCAAGAAUAUUGUAUUUGUCGGAGUUCCGAUAGUUCUCGAUUUAUGAUUGGUUGCGACGCUUGUGAGGAAUGGUAUCAUGGUGAUUGCAUAAAUAUAACCGAGAAAGAAGCGAAAUAUAUUAAACAAUUCUUUUGCGUUCGUUGUAAAGAAGAGGAUCCCACACUUGUCACUCAAUAUAAACCAAAACGUUCCGAGAGGGAGGAUCGAAAACACAGAAAACAUCGUGAAAAAGAAAAAGAACGCGCCUAUCGUCAUGAACCUAUUGAUUGGGAUGCGCCUGUUGUGAAAAAAUCAUCAAAACGUUGUGGCGAGUGCACUGGUUGUCUUCGAACUGAAAAUUGUGGAAAAUGCGAUGCCUGCAGGCAUUUAAAAAAAUUUGGACCCUCCGUGAGAUUGAAACUUCGUUGUGUACAAAAAACAUGUCGUAUUUCAAUAGAACCAUUGAAAUUAAAAAGUUCGAGUAAAAGUUCAAAGCCGAGUAGAAAACGUAGACGAGACUCAAGUAAUGAAAGAAUUGAACAUCUUGAGCCACCAAUUCAUUGUUUUGGACCAGCUUGCAUGAAACAAUCACGUUUAGGCAGUAAAUAUUGUUCAGAUGAAUGUGGAAUGAAAUUGGCGACAAAUCGAAUUUAUCAAGUUUUACCGCAAAGAUUACAAGAAUGGGCAAUGACACCGUGUAUUGCCGAGCAAAAUAAUCGACGUGCCCUUGAAAAUGUGAGAAAACAACAAAAUGAUGUACGUAGAAUUUUACAUGAAUUAGAUAAACGACAUAUGGAAUUAGAUCAAAUUGUUGAGAGAGCAAAACAUUCGACAAUUGAUCCAAAAAUGGAAAUUGAUGAGAAUGAUGAUACGGAAAUGAGUAUGUAUUGCAUUACAUGCGGUCAUGAAAUUAAUUCACGAACUGCAAUUAAACAUAUGGAAAAAUGUUUCAAUAAGUACGAGUCACAGGAAUCAUUUGGAUCGAGUUUCAAAACAAGAAUUGAGGGUCAAGUAAUGUUUUGUGAUUUCUAUAAUCCAGUUAAUGGUACAUAUUGUAAAAGAUUGCGUGUUCUGUGUCCUGAACAUUGUAAGGAUCCAAAAAUAAGUGACACGGAAAUUUGUGGUUGUCCAUUGGUGUCAAAUGUUUUUAAUUUAACCGGUGAAUUUUGUCGUGCACCAAAAAAAAGUUGCGUUAAACAUCAUGUUUGGGAGAAAUUACGUCGCGCUGAAAUUGAUAUGGAACGUGUUAGACAAUGGUUGAAAAUUGAUGAAUUAGUUGAACAAGAAAGGCAAAUUCGUUCAAAUAUGGCAUCAAGAGCCGGUGUUCUUGCCUUAAUGCUCCACUCGACUUUUAAUCAUGAACUCAUGGAACAAAUGACACAGGAACAAAAUAUCAAUCAAAUGGAAGCAAUGGAAGAGGAAUAUCGUCGUGGUUAUGGUAUGCAAAACGAAAGAAAUGAAUAAAUUUGUUUUUUUUCAAAUAUUUACUUGAAAAUUAUUAUUAGUUUAGUGAAAUUUUGUGUGAAAAAAAAGGUUUUUUAAAAAAAUAACUAAAAAAAAGGACAAAUUAUUUUUUAAAGUUUAAUUUCAGAUUAAUAAAUAAUAAUUAAUAAUUA